AUGUUUGUAGUGCACUAUUUGUUUAAAUCACCACUUCGUAGUAAUACAUACUACUGUUCUGCGCAUGUCAGCGUAAGCGGAAGUUCCGACAUUAAAUUUCAGACUUGGAAGUCAACAAACAAUUUCAUAAUGCUGACAAAUUUUAUAAUUCUGUUGUGUAUGUUUGUGCCCAGUAACGCUGUUAAGGAAAGUGUGGUUCAGGGAUCGGAGAAUAAUGAUGCUAAGUUAAUAUUAGACUUGAUUAAGCGUCUGGGAGAGCCUAGUUACAACUAUCAAGAGGAGUCUGCCGCUGACGGUGAAGCUGCAAAUCUCCCUACAAGUGGUAGCGGUAAACAGUCGCAGUCUGCUAGCAGUGAACUGCGAAAUCUACAAACUUGUGAGCCUGUCAUUCAGCAGGGAAGUAUAAUUAAAACAAAGGAAUCAAUAAGUGCAGGGGCAGCUUAUGUUGACUCUGUCAAGAAUGUUAAAUCAAACGCCGACUGCUUGGAAUACUGCUGCCAGAACUGGACUUGUGAUGUCGCAGUUUAUCAAGACAAGGGUGAAAAGUACUGUUACCUCUUCCACUGUGAUGGUCGGUGCAUUUUCAAGGCACACAGCGACUAUUUUGUCAGCACCAUCAAGAGCCGGAAGACAUCAGAACAGCCUGAGGAAGAUCUUCAGAACCUCAAUGCCCAAGGCACUGGCAUUGAGAGCGAUCAGACGAAACUGACACAGGGUGUUAUGAAGAAGCCUCAGGAUAAGCAAGAGAUAACGCCAGCCCCUUCUGGACACACAACAGCAGGGGUUGCAGUCACAACUGAGACAGAAGCGCCAGAGCUUGUGAUUACACCACAUUCAGUGGGCCUUCUUGGAUUUUGCACUCAGGACAGGCAUUGUGAAGACCCAAAUGCAGUAUGUGGUCAUGGCAACUGUGUAUGCAGUAAUUCUUAUUAUAAUAAGGAUGGAAUUUGUCGAAAAGUCUGCCUGAAAUCAGAAUUUGAAUGCUUCGACCUGGGAACACUCAGCCGAGGUCCUGAAUGUAUCUCACAGUCUCAAGUGUGUGACUCCUACCUGCACUGUGCUGAUGGUUCUGAUGAAUUUAACUGUCAAAACAUUGACUUUCCAACUCAGAUAAGACCGCUGAAGUCAAGUAAUGUGCAUACAAAUUCAGGUUCCCAGCAGCCACUGAAUGGACACAAAAAAAGUGCUGCAGCAGUGGUUGCUCAUGAAGAAAGUACACAGGCUGCCAAGCCCACACCACAUCCCACCAUCCCCGCUGCAGCAGCGACAUCAGGUAACGCCAAGGCGAGUACACCCACCACAAAAAGUCCACCGCCGCACAAGUCAGCACCGGAAGCGCGGCCUGAGAAGAAGCACAUCUUCAUGUCCAGCGAGAAGGUUAUCAUAGCCAACGCAAGUGAUGCCGAGGGACCAAUCAUCGCCCUGUCUCUGGGGCUAGCCUUCACUGUCAUUCUCCUGGUGUUGGUGGGCUGCAGGUUGAGGAACGUACGUCAUCGCUUGAGAAAAGGUCGACCACUCCACCAGAAUGAGGCUGAUUAUUUAAUUAAUGGCAUGUAUUUGUAG
Candidula unifasciata is the source of this 1563-nucleotide messenger RNA. NCBI's taxonomy places the organism in Eukaryota, Metazoa, Mollusca, Gastropoda, Stylommatophora, Geomitridae. The record is from the annotation of a GenBank genome assembly.